AUGCCUGGCGUACCUUCAGGCAGAGCCUGCGAGGGAUGCCGCAAGCAGAAGAAGAAGUGCGAUGAGAGAACCCCGGCAUGCUCACGCUGCAUUCGCCUGGGGCUGCCCUGUGAGGGAUCGGGGAGAAAGAGGUACAAAUUCGUGGAGGCUCAAGGGUUGUCUACGAAGCAAUCGGCCGUGAUGUCUCGCCGUGGGACCAGGCAGGUGUUGCUUGGUACUCCUCCUGCGAACGAGAGAACGUCGUUGGUCAAGGCGUUUAUCUACGCCGUGAGUCCCUCGUCGGACUUGAGAUACAGUCUGUUCUGGACCUACGGCGACUUUCUAGUCGAUAUUCCGCCGCGACUCGGGGAAAGUCCCGCUCUCGAUGCCUCUGCAGAUGCGUUGAUCAGUGCCCAUGUGAGCUUCAGCAGUUGCCGCGGGACAACAUCUGUCCACGCCUUGACGAAGUAUUCUCGCGCGUUGCAGGCGCUGCGGAGUGCCUUGGAUGACCCGAUCCAAGCUGUGUCUUCGAACACACUUUGUGCAGUCAUGCUGCUUUUGCUAUGCCAGGCUUUACUCGGCACGGCUGGACCCGGCUGGUCGAGCCAUGCGCAAGGUGCGGCCCAGAUUCUUCGAGCUCGCGGGUUUUUGGCGUCGCCGGAUGAGUUCGAGCAGAAGGUUUUGCUAAGUCUACGCGGACCAGUGCUCUUUGAAGGCCUUGUCAACGAGAAGAUCAAAUUGAAUCCUGAGGAAUGGGCCGCCCUGGUAGACCAUGAGCUGGCCCGUAGUAACACUAUUGGCCAGAUGCUGCUCUGUCUAGCCCAGAUCCCGGUGAUCACGCAACGAGGCAGAGACAUGUCUGCUCGCGGGGACCGAACUGGUAUAACGGCCUUACGCGACGAGACAAAAACGCUCUACCAGAUGUCCAAGGUUCUGUUAGAUACCCAGCAGCUGGAGUAUGCUGGUGUUCCAAGGUCUAGCGCCACGGGAGAUAUGCCGUUCGCCUAUGCCCAUUACCAGCGUAUGUACGGGCUUGGGUUGACAAUCGUGAUGAUCAUCAAUGUCGCGCUGCGCGCCUUUGGGGUUGACGAAGGAGGCGAAGAGGAAGACGCUGCAAUCCAGCUGGAGUCGGUGGACUUCUCCCGGCAGCUCCUAUCUCUUGCCCGGGAGGCAGCCAUCUACCGACCGCUGGGGGCCAGCUACACGUUUGUGGGCCUCAUGGUGGCUUGGAUGCAAAAGCAAGACCAUACCUUACGACUCGAAGUCGAGCAAGAGAUGGAGAGCUACACGCGUGAAUUUGCAACCCUGCAAGGGGUGUCCUUCGAGACAAGUGACUUGCUGGAAUAUUUGCCGCGGGGAAUCCGAAUGCUGUCGGUUCAAUGA
Penicilliopsis zonata CBS 506.65 is the source of this 1362-nucleotide messenger RNA. RefSeq lists its product as hypothetical. Gene Ontology annotation, molecular function: DNA-binding transcription factor activity, RNA polymerase II-specific; zinc ion binding. The transcript is spliced from 4 exons. Bases 1 to 1362 code for a protein of 453 amino acids. Lineage: Eukaryota; Fungi; Ascomycota; Eurotiomycetes; Eurotiales; Aspergillaceae. Gene Ontology annotation, biological process: regulation of DNA-templated transcription. The record is from RefSeq and is a predicted model, not a curated record.